Molecule: messenger RNA, 4432 nt
Organism: Cricetulus griseus (Chinese hamster)
Lineage: Eukaryota; Metazoa; Chordata; Mammalia; Rodentia; Cricetidae
Source: RefSeq, a predicted model, not a curated record
GCCAUCUCUCCAGCCCGCUUUUGUGUAUUUUUAUAGUUAUUUCCUUUUUAGUCAAUACAGGCUCAUGUAAAAUAUCAUUUCGGUGCAACAAUAUUUUCAGUUGAUAACUUUUGUUUAUGAAUGUUGAUCACAUACAUAAACUCUGUCCCUUUAUUUCUUUCUCCUUUUAUGUUUCCUUUACUGUGUCUAUAGAUUUCAUAGCUGUAGUUAUUUAUGUUUUUGUCUUUUAGCUCAUAUAAUAGAAUUAAAAGUGAUACAUGGGCCUGCAAGAUGGCACAGCAGCUAAAGGUGCUUGCCCUGAGUUUGAUCCUGGAACCCACCUAGUAGGAGGAGAGCAUGGACUCCUUUAGUUUAUUCUUUGACCUUCACACUCGAACUGUGGCAUGCUUCUCCCCAUCCCCAAUUAAAUAAAUGAAAAAAAAAUUGUUUGUGUUUUAUAUGAUGUCUCAUGUUACAGUAUUACAGGAUUUUGAUUGUUUAUGUAUUUACUUUUCCAGCAAGCUUUAUACUUUCCUAUGUUUCUGUGUUGUUAUCUAGUGUGCUUGGAAGGGGUAUCUAACAUUCCCUUUUAGGCAUGUUUAGUGGUGAACUCAUUCAAACUUUUAUGCAUCUGAGAAUGCUUUUUUUUUUUCCCUGAUAUGUGUAGUGUUUUGAUAGUUUUGCUAGCUACAGUAUUUUUGGUUCAUGACCCUCCCUGAAUAUGCAUUUACUCCCUUCUGGCUUGUGAAAUCUCUGCUGAGAAAUCAGCUGAUGGUCUUAGGAUUUUUGCAGUGAUGCCAUGUUUUAAAUCAAUUUGUUCAUCAAAGACUUGAACUCUGAAUCUGAGAAGAGAAAGCAUUGUGCUUUAUGAGGCCACAAAGCAAGGUAGGCGACAGCAGUGUGUCUAUCCGCUAACUCGGCAUCUAAGUUAAAAUCUGAGCAUUCUGUUAUUUCUGUCUGUACUGAAAGAAGCUUGGAGAGCAGGAGGCUCAAGAGCUGGUAAUGACAUCUGGGUAAAGAAAUAUACGCGUAGGUGUUUCACUGUGAAAAUAGCAGCCCAUACUUCCAGACCCAAAAUAUUUUUUAUAGAUGUGCUUAAUUUGUGUUUUUCUAGUGCAGUAUCUUUGCUUUAUUCUUUCUACCUAUGUGUUUACUUAAUUUAGGUUAUGAGUGUCAUAAGAAUGAUAACGACUCAAAGAUUAUUUAGUGUAAACAUUUCUGACAUUUUUGUUUGUUUGUUUCUGAACCAGGCAGAGGAAAGGGUGAAUGCUUCUUGAGUGCCAAGGCUCUUAAACUGUACUUUUAGGGCAUGAAUACAGUAUUUUAUUUCUGUCCUGACAAUAUAAUUAAAACAUUUAUUUAAGAGGCACAUGAUGAAAUACACUAUUUUAUAAAAUGCCACUAAGUGCACUGAUUGCCAGUUCUAUAACUAAGGAUCUGUCAGAGGGCCCCGGUAGAAACCAUCACACGAGAGAUAAUUGAUUGAGACCAGUAGAAAGCAAUCUAAGAUAACCUUUUGUUUUUAAUUAAAAUGGGAAAUAAGAAGCCAGUUCAAAAAAUUGUCUUCCUUUAUUUGUCCAAAGUGAGAGCAAUGGAGUUUCCAUUCCAGCAAAGCCCCAGCACCUGUGAAAAUACUUAGGAAUUCUGGCUGUGUACCAUGAGGUUGUCUCCAGUGCUGGCCUUGCCCACAUGCUGCUGUGAUAUACUAUGGCAAGGAUCAUUAGCAAAUUAAUAUUUUUAGCUGUCACAUGUUUUGGUGGCAGGGUUAAGAGGACAUUUUUCCUUCUUGAAAUUAAAGUCAGUGCCCUUUAAGAAGCUUAGAAGAAAUGGGCUUUCUAAGAUAGAAGACAUGAGUAGACGCUGCAUACAAGCCUUUGAAAUGUGGAGUGUGGAAGGUUAGUUUUUGGACUGCAUCCUCAUCUAUCAAGCUAAGGCUGGACUUAUAGUAAAGACUCAUGCAUUAUUUAAAGUGGAGUUUUUGCUUGUUCUUUUGAGACCGGACUUUUUAGUACAGGCUGCUUCAACUCACUGUAUAACCUCAUCAACCCCAAAUCUGUAGUCCUCCAGCCUCAGUAUCUGUAGUACUAGGAUUGUGGUACAUGUCACCAUGCCAAGUUCUUUUUCUAUCUUUCCUUUUAAUGGUUUUUAAUUUUUUUUACAACCAAAAUAUAAUUGCACCUUUUCCUCCCUUCAAUUUUCCUAUGUCCCCUGCUCUUAAGUCAUGGCUUUUUUCAUUAUUACUACAUAUAUUUGUGUAUAAAUAUAUCAGUACAACCUUCUCAGUCUGUUCAGUGUUGUUUGUAUAUGAUUUCAGGUCUGACCAUUGGUAUUGGAUAAACAAUUAAGGGGCUCAUCCCCAGGAAAAACUAAUUUCCUCUCAUUAGCCAUUAGUUGCUUAUAGUUCUCUGAUUAGGGAUAUGCCCACAUGAGAUUUCCCCUUUCCACAUUAUGUGUAUAUUUUUAAUAUUGUCCUUAAGUUGUCUUUAGGCAGCCUUAUUGUGGAGGGAUCCUAGGUGAAGUUUCCCUUUCAUUUCUCGAAGGCACAAUCUCGCAGCACAUUUCCUAGUCUCCUGUCUUUUAGAAUCAUUCUACCCCACUCCCUUCCCUGUCCCAUGUUCCUGAGAUGUAGGUGCAGGAAUUGUGUUCAGUGGGGCUGGGCACACCACAAUUACCUGUUCUCUGAAUUUGACCAGUUGUGUUCUUUUUGUCAUGGUCUCUGUCUACUCCAAAGAGAAGUUUCUUUGAUGAGGGUUGAGAGCUAUAUUUACCUUUGGGUAUGAUGAUUAGUAUAUACAAUACAGUUAAGACUUUUGUUAGUUUAGUCAAGAGAUAAUAGAAAGUUUUCUUCUAAGAUGCAUGAUCUCACUAGCUCUGGAUAGUUGGGUACGUUUCUACGACCCUUCUGGCAAGCAGGCCUUAAGUCCAAUUAGAAAGCUUUUGUUUACUACCAAGAUAUGAGUGCCACUAUUGCGCCCUGAUGGAUAUCUUGCCAUGCUGGUUAUUGUUGUGAUUCAUAGACUUCACAGCUCGAUAGAAGUAUUGAUGCCCCCCUCACCCCUGCCCCCUCCCAUGGCAGCUUGCAUAACAUCUUUUAGUAUGAUGAAAGCCAGUCCACAGGGAAGAGGCUUUUAUGUCAACUCAGAUCCUUUGGAUCUUGAGCCUGAGUACAAUAGGGUCUUAACUUCAAUCUCUAGGAGGGAACCAAAUAUGCCCAGUUCUUGAAUUGAAUUCCAAAGUGUCUUCUUUAGCUACAGUAUGCAUAAAACACAGUUCACUCACCAAAAGUGUAUAACUCAAUCUUUUUUUUUCUUUUUACUGUAUUUAGAGCAUUGUAUAUGUAUUGGAGAUUGUUUUUGCUAUUCAGCCUCUCUUGCUUUUAGGGCUAGUGCCCCUCACCAAAUAAUUCAGCUGGGAUUUUAAUAGGGAUUUCACUGAAUGGAGAUCAUUGUGGAAAAUAUUGUCGUUUUAACCUUUAUUCUUGUGACCGAUAAAUAAACUUAUUCUCUCAUUUUAUUGUGUUAUGCAUAGAGAUUGAAAUAGGGGCUUAUAGAGACAUUAUAAACUAUGAACCUCCUUUGUAGUACCCUGAUUUUAGUUAUUUCAUGCAAAAAUAACCUAAUUGGAUAUACCACUAUGUGGUGUUAUUUAUUGUUUGUUUAUUUUAAAUUUUGAGUGUCAGUUUGAACUAUAAACUUCUUUGGGGUAGCCUAUAUAUUAAAUUUCUUAUUAUUUGGUAUCAUAGUUGUUUAAGAAGCUAUGUUAAUGUUUGAAAGCUCAUUAUAAUAGAGUUGGAAUAUGAGUGCUAGUAGGAAAUUGCUGUUAAUAGUAAAUAGGUGACAUUUCUAAUCCUCAUUCAUCCAUAGUCAUGUUUUUGCUUUGAAGAAAUAAGAGAUGGGCAUUGCUUUCUGGAGUUCAUCACCAGGCCCAAUUUACAUGUCCUUUAAAUUUAUCUUAGGUACCAAAUCUGAUUCCAGUUUUGAUGUUCAAAUUGGGAAGACCUUUAGAGCCUGUAUUAUACAAUGACAUAUUGUAUACUUUACCUACUCUUGGUGUUCACAAGGUAUGUAUAGGGCAGAUUCUGCGGGUAAUCCAACUGCUUGGAACCACUCCACGACUAAGAGCUGUCACAUUGCGCCUGUUGACAUCUCUGUGGGAAAAGCAGGAUCGUGUAUACCCUGAACUGCAGCGUUUCAUGGCCAUGUCUGAUGUACCCUCUCUCUCUGUGAGCAAGGAGCUCCAGUGGGAGAAACUGAUUGCAAAGGCUGCGUCCAUUAGAGAUAUAUGUAAACAGAGGCCCUAUCAGCAUGGUGCAGACAUGUUGGCAGCCAUUUCUCAGGUGUUGAAUGAAUGUACCAAGCCUGAUCAAGCUACCCCAGCUGCCUUGGUGUUACAAGGUCUUCAUGCACUCUGCCAGGCUGAGGUAGGUAUUUCUGAAUGAUUUUUGUAUAGCUCU